AGUGCGGGGGCGGGGCUUCUGGGAGGGAGUGUGCGCGUGCGCACAUGUCGGGUCGGAGGAUUCCUCGCUCUCGGCUCUGCUAGAAUAAUCAAGCAAAACAAAGAUGAGCUUCUUCCAUGGACUACAGUCUGCUACUAGAAACUGUAUUUUCUUCCAAUUUAAUUCACUGGCCAACUGGAGAAAAUGUAACUCACUAGCAGUAACCUUACCAGGCUGUCAUCAAGUUCAGAUUCACCACAUAGUAAAUAAAUAUCAGAGACUUGCAUCAGUAAAUCAAUGUGAUAAGUUGACUUUUGUGCCUGGAAACUUAUCUUUUCUUAGUACUUUAAAUAACACAAGAACAAGAUGCCUCUCUAGUACCAAAAAUAAGGAAAUUUGGAUGGUUGCCCACAAAUGUACUGCGUGGAAUGAGUCCCUUUCAAGACGGGUACUGAUGAAAGAAGUUACAGCAGUUCCUGCCCUUUUGGAAUCACAUGCUCUCAGCUGUUUCCCACUAAGAGCUGUCAGGACUUUCCACACUUCUGCACGGCUCCAGGCUGCUCCGGUUCCCCUCUUGUUGGUCAUUCUUAAGCCAGUGCAGAAGCUCCUCGCAAUCAUUGUAGGCAGGGGUAUAAGGAAAUGGUGGCAGGCACUUCCUCCUAACAAGAAGGAAGUAUUUAAAGAAAGUGUAAGGAAGAAUAAAUGGAAUUUAUUCCUUGGUUUGAGUGGUUUUGGAUUGCUAUUCAUAGUGUUUUAUUUUACUCACCUGGAAGUGAGUCCAGUCACAGGAAGGAGCAAGCUACUGUUAUUGGGGAAAGAGCAUUUCAGACUUUUGUCAGAACUGGAAUAUGAAGCAUGGAUGGAAGAGUUUAAAAAUGAUAUGCUGCCUGAGAAGGAUGCCCGGUACCUGACUGUUAAAGAAGUGGUUUAUCAUCUAAUUGAAUGCAAUAAAGACAUCCCAGGGAUCUCUGAGAUCAAUUGGAUUAUUCAUGUGGUUGAUUCCCCAGAUAUAAAUGCCUUUGUGCUUCCAAAUGGACAAGUGUUUAUUUUCACUGGGCUUUUAAAUAGUGUAACUGAUAUUCAUCAGCUCUCCUUCCUUCUGGGCCAUGAAAUAGCACAUGCAGUCCUCGGGCAUGCUGCAGAAAAGGCUAGCUUGGUUCAUUUAUUGGAUUUCCUAGGUAUGAUUUUUCUCACAAUGAUUUGGGCCAUUUGUCCUCGAGAUAGUUUGGCACUUUUGGGCCAGUGGAUCCAGUCUAAAUUGCAGGAGUAUAUAUUUGAUAGACCAUACAGUAGAACACUGGAGGCUGAAGCUGACAAAAUUGGACUACAACUUGCUGCAAAGGCUUGUGUGGACGUCAGAGCCAGUUCGGUGUUUUGGCAGCAGAUGGAAUUUGCAGAUAGCCUCCAUGGCCAUCCCAAGUUGCCAGAAUGGUUAUCUACGCACCCGUCUCAUGGAAACAGAGCUGAGCACCUGGAUAGGCUAAUCCCUCAGCGUGUUCCAGCUGCCCCACGACAGCCCUUCCAAUCUGAGAUGACAGCUCUCAUGGCUCCAAGACUGACUCUUCUCUAUGCAAGGCAUCACUGUAUGUGCUGGGGAUGAAAAUCAAAGUCAAACAAACGCAGUCCCGUUGCUCCCAGGCUGGAUGGAGAGACCGAGAGGGAACUGCCAGUCCUGUGCUGUGGGUGAGUUCUCGGGCAGACGAUGCUGAUGGCGCACACUUCAGCGGCUCCUACCCUCGUCUCCUCGGGCUGACGGCAUGUGAGCUGAGGAAGAGUUAGGUGAGGAUGUGAGAGGAGGGCAUGGCAGGUGGAGGAGAACAUGCACACCCCUGGGCGGGGGUCUGGAAUCCCUCUGCAUAGUUCCCAAUGGCUGGAGCCCAGCACUGCAGGCCAAGCAUCAGGAGGGGAGGACAUGGCGAUGAGCACAGGCCAGAUCUCCAAGGUCCCCAGUGGUGAGCAGGGCUGCUAGUCCCGUGAGACAGUGAGGUGGUCUGACCUGCUCGCUGCAGUGAUUUCUCAGUGUGGAGGAGGCCCCGGAUGGUAUCUCUGGAAGCGAAAUGAGCAGCAGGAAAGUCACAGAGACGGGCUAGCUGAGGGCUGCCAGGUGCUGAGGCAGACCAGAAACAGCGAGUUGGUGAGGACCAGGCAGGCUUCCGAGGUGAGGUCUGCACCAUGCAGGUAAAUGGCUGGCCAGCACCCGGUUUGGGGUGGACCAUGGUGUUUUUCCACCGAGCUGGGGCAUGCGGAACAGCAGGCUGUGAUUCUGCAUUGUGGAGGGAACAGGUUCUCAGCAGCUGACUCUGAUCUGUUUGGGGGGUGUUUCCAUUCCAUUUAGCUUCAGAAUAUGUUCUAUAUUAAAUACCAUCAGUGUAAUUAUAGAAUGCGAUACACUGUAAUUAUGCUCCAUAAUUACAUUUUCUCCCAUUAGCAGCGUGGCAUUCCCGCUCAACACAGGCCCCCAGCAGCCCGGACUGGUAGAGUGGUGGGCACUGCACAGACCACCGGGAGCAGACAUGAGUCUCUCUCCCGGCCGCUGUCAGGGGACACAGAGGGAAUUGCUGGUGACAGUGCAGCUUAGUGGGUAAGAGCGUGGGCUUUGGAAGCAGGCCACCCGUGUGAAGGAUGACAUCACCUCUCAGUCUGUGGGCUUUAACAUGAUACUCAAUGUUCCUGUGCCUCAGUUUCUCUGUUUUCAGAAAACGGGUAAUAGAAGCUACCUCAUGGGGUAACUGUAAGAAAAAAUGAGAUCACGGAGGCAAGUGACAUAGCACAGUGUGUGCCAAAUUUGAGCCCUCAAUAAAAGGUUAUUCUGACCGGAAAGAAUGGUGAAAGGGGACCCUGCCCCUCUCCAGAUCCCGGACUAGAAUCUUGCUUCCACUGAUAGGGGCGAGCAGGAAGAUGCCAAGUGCUAGAAUGAUGUAGUCACAGAGUUUUAGAAUAUUCCUGAAACUUGGCACUCUCUGCCCUGCCCUCAUUCUCAACCUGAGUAAACUCAAGUCCAGAGGAGUUCACCAGCCCCUCCAUAGAGAUCACUGCUCCCCGAGAUGUCCUGAACCCAGAAAUCCAACACUCCUUCCCCUUAUUCAGUGCUGGGGAUCGGAGCUUCCACUCACUUAAAUGGUCUUCUUCGUUUCACAGAGAAUGUAGCCCUCAUUCUCCUGUGAAUCCUGAAAUGACCAUAAUGAAUCGCAUCCCUAUGUCACAGAUGAAGUAAAGCAGUAUGGAAACUGAGUCUCAGUGGCUUUUCCAAGGAGACUCACUUAAGAGAUAUUAGACCCAGGCUUGGAAUCAUGCUGCCCAUGGUCGUCAUUUGUAAUCCUGCUCUUUUAUUCCUCAAGCCUUUAUUGAGCAGUUGUGCUGUGAAGGACACUGACAUGCACUCCGCGGGGGCUGCAGGACUGCCUGCCUACUGGGAGACUUGGUUUCAGGACCAUGUCCACAGUUCUCUUUCUUACUGAAAUCAAAUGCUCCCUCUGUGCUUGGAUGCCUCCUGUUCAGCUGCAAUGUCUCAAUCCUCGAUAGUAUUCUUAGCCCCAUUUUCCAGUGAAGGAACUUGAGCGAAACAGAGGUGAAGACCUUGCAAGGGUGAUCGGUGAUGAUGCAGCUGGAGUUUGGACGCUGGCAGUCUGAUUUCAGAAGUCUUUCUUGGUUAACACUCUUGAUUCAUGAUUGUAUUCCCAGGAUUGACAUUGUGUGGAUCGAACAAGUAGCUGCUGUUCAGGUAAAAUAAAGUAGAUGAUGAGAAAGUGAGUGGAAUAAGAAAGAGUAAUGAGAUCCUCAUCACUGGAGUUAUCCAAGCAGAGGUCUGAGGGUGAUCUGUUUUGGAGAGCAUACUAGGGCCUAGUUUAGAGUAUUGGCUUAGAUGGUCCAAGCUUCCUACCAACUCUAUAGUUUUCCCUUUUAGGCAAGGGAAGACCGGAGGCUUUUUCCCAGGAGAGACCUAGGCACACUUGUCCUUGAGGGGAAAUAAUUCUGGAAGUAUCACACAGGUGGAUUAAAGACAAUCACAAACGCUUGCCUACCGGGCUUCCACCUCAGUUUACUGGUGGUUGUGGGAUUGAGAACAGAAUUUCCCCCCAUCAUCACAAGGCUCUUCCUUCCUUCCUUCCUUCCUUCCCUCCUUCCUUCCUUCCUUCCUUCCUUCCUUCCUUCCUUCCUUCCUUCCUUUCUCUCUCUCUCUCUCUCUUUCUUGAGAUUUAUUUAUUUAUUUGAAAGUCAGAAUCAGAGAGAGACAGAGACAGAGAGAGAGGUCUUCUAUCCACUGGUUCAUUCCCCAAACAGCUGCAAUGGCCAGAUCUGGGCAAGGCUGAAGUCAAAAGCCAAGAACAUCUGAGUCUCCCACAUGCUUGCGGGGGCCCAAGGACUUGGGCCGUGUUCUGCUGCUUUCCCAACCACAUUGGCAGGAAGCUAGAUAGGAAGUGGAGCAGCUGGGAACCAGUGCCCAUAUGGAUGCCAGCACUGCAGGCAGUGGCUUAACCCGCUGCACCACAAUGCUGGCCCUGACACUUACUUCUUAAUUCUUGGAAUACAUGUUUUGAAAAGUUCAACCCUUAACAGCUGGAUUCCCUUCUCAGCUCUGGAAUAGAAAUGAGGUCAUCAGUAAUUAGAGGAGCAUCACGAUACGUUGGCGAGAGACUUGAGCUUGGAAGCAGAAGUGAGUUUUUCUUGCGCAUCUAUGAAGAGCCUCAGUUUCCCUAUCUGUAAUAUGGGACUGGUACCAGCUCUGAGCCUGUUUCCAGCGUUGUUGCAGGGAUGAGAUAACGUGAGGAGUCGCAAAGUACAGCGUGUGUGGAGGAACUUUCUGCAUCGGGUGGCAGAGAUCACCAGUUCUGUUCCCUCCCUUGCUGCUCCCUUUUGUGGAAAAUCCAAGAAAGGGAGGGAAUGGGGAAAGGCAAAAGGAGGAAGGCCCCAUUAGAAAGAAGGAGCAAUUCCCCAGAAUUAUAAAUUCUAGCUCAGGACAUUAGCAGACUGUAAAAUUGUUAUCUGAAGACCGGGAAGUGAUUUAUCAAAAGAUAAAAUCCCUCUCUCCCCUGCCCCACUGUACAAGGCAGCCCUAAAGAUCUUACUUCUGAUUUCAUGAGGCCACGUGGCAUCUUUUCAAUGCCUUCACGGGCUCCGUGGGCCCAGAGCCCAGCACGCUGAUGAAGCAGAGGGCAGCUGAGGCUUAGGAGACAAAUCCAAUUAUUCUGGCUCUGGGAUAAAGGAAUUCUGGGGAUUCAAAACCA
This is a messenger RNA of Oryctolagus cuniculus (rabbit), 5204 nucleotides long. The record is from RefSeq and is a predicted model, not a curated record. Lineage: Eukaryota; Metazoa; Chordata; Mammalia; Lagomorpha; Leporidae.